AGAAGGACAUGUGCAUGUGGUCUCAUAUGUGCAAUACUGCAGGGCGUAUUAACCUUGCAGUCAAUACAGCACACCUUUGACACGAUGACUUCACAUCAUCAGAUUACACUAACGCUGUAUAGAAUUCGCAAAACCUGCAGCAAAACAGUUAGCUCGCUGGAAUCAACCAGCAAGUAAGGAAUCAUAUUUGGAACGUUGGGAGGAAGGAAGUGUUAUCGUAUUAAACCGACUCACAUAAAAAAAGUCACCACCUGCAAACUCGCUCAACUAAGUCGAUUUGCAGCUCCGAUUGAAACCAAGACGCAAAGGGUAUCAGACAGACCACAACUUUCUCAGGGAAAGUUGGAGAUAGAUUGCUUGUCUAUAACCAAACCUAUUAAGCCGGUUACCAUGGGAACCACGAUGAGUUCAGUGGGCUUGGCGAAUAAGCCACCCGCAUUGCCACCGGUAAAACAAAAUAACACUGCGGUAAUCGCCACCGCGCAAUCUCCACCGGACUACAAGUUUGAACACUUUACCAAACUUUGUCAGCAUUAUCAAGAACAAAAGAAAAUAUUGCAGGUGCAAAUCCGGACAGAGGUUCAUAAUUGGAAAAAGGUGGCGGAGAAUGGUGAUGAAGGGACUGAAUGUCGUGAAAAGAUCCUGGGCUUACUGAGCCAGUUUCGCGAGGCACAGAAACAACAAGACAUGUUAAUUGAGAAAGAAAAGCUUAGGUUGGAUGCGUUUAGAAACUGUAUCAAUGAAGACACCACGAACAGGAUAAAAAAACGAUUAACAUUCUUCCAGAAACUAAACAAACAACACGAGGCAUUGUUGGAGCAUAUCCGACAGGAUAUUCAAGAAUGUAGAAUGAUUUGUAAAAGAUUCAAUGAUUCGAGUGGAAGGUCUAAAGGGUUUGAGACUUGGAUAAAAUGUCCAGCCAGCCCAGCUUACGAUUACGGUAGUAUUGGAAGCUUAUGAGUCUUUGAAGGUAGGAAAGAAAACCAUUGUUCCUGUGGUUCUUCAGUCCACUCAUCAAUCGAGAGGGAGAAGCGGGAAAUCAACAGGUUCAAAUAAUGUCUCUGAACAUGAGCACAGGAUGGAUCAGCUCAAAAUCAACAAGAGCAAAGCCUCGAAAAGGAUUAUGAGACAGUGGUGACAACAUUGUAAUAGAAAUAAAGUAAAUCAAUUGAAAACACAGUGAUAGAUCGAGGUGGAACAAUUAUCCACAGACUGUUAGCCCUAAGUGACAUUC
Messenger RNA from Pocillopora verrucosa, 1234 nucleotides. RefSeq lists its product as uncharacterized. The record is from RefSeq and is a predicted model, not a curated record. Lineage: Eukaryota; Metazoa; Cnidaria; Anthozoa; Scleractinia; Pocilloporidae.